CUUGGCUGCACUUUCUUUCAUGUGGAGCGAUGUGGAAUUAUCUCCUUUUGCGCCGACCAGUACACGCGCAGAUAUCAAGCAUAAUCACUACGAGGCAGUUGACGAGUGGCUCCUUCCUGCGCAGGGCAUUCCAAGAAGACGAUGUCGUUCUCCUCAGAGACAAGAAAGAUCCGUCGCACGAUGGGAUUCUAGUGAGGCUGCAGCAAUCAAAAUCAGUUCACACCCACCGCGGAUACAUAGAACAUGCUGAUGUAAUUGGAAAACGUCGCCGUCAAAUCGUGCGCUCAUCUAAGGGCACCGACUAUCGCAUCCAUGAACCGACCUUGGCAGAGUAUGUUCGGUUGACUCCGCGCAUCGUCACUCCUAUUUACCCCUCCGAUGCCAACCUAAUGGUGUCGCUGCUUGAUAUCCACGUUCAUGUCUCUUCUGCAACCCCACACAACUCUCCUCCCCUCGAGAUCCUCGAAGCCGGGACAGGCCAUGGGGCGCUGACCCUACAUCUGUCUCGUGCAAUACAUGCCGGGAACCCUCCAGUUCCCGCCCCACCAUAUGCAAGUAGCCACGCAGACCCCGAAGAUGCCGUGUAUUUGGGCGAGUCCGUUUCCGACCUUCAGGAAUCGAACUUGGAAUCAUGGAAAGCUAGUCGUCGCGCUAUCAUCCAUACCCUAGACAUCUCUAGCAAGCAUUCCAGGCAUGCGCGGAAGAUUGUUCAGGGCUUCCGCCGGGGCCUGUAUGCUGGAAAUGUAGACUUCCAUGUUGGAGACAUCUCUGCGUGGAUUACAUCACAGAGGACCAUGAGAAAGACCGAAGACGCGUUUCUGUCCUACGUCUUUUUGGAUCUGCCCAAUGCGAAUGACCAUCUGGCGAACGUAGCCCCGGUCUUACAUGUCGAUGGGCUCCUCGCUGUUUUCAACCCAUCUAUUACCCAGAUCGCGGAAUGUGUAGAAACUAUCCGUGAGCAUAGACUGCCCUACCUUCUGGACCAAGUCAUCGAGCUUGGGGCGGGCUGCAUCCGCCAAUGGGACGUUCGAUCGGUGAGACCCCGAGCGACGCUACAGGAAGCAGACCGCUCUUGCCUUCCAUUGGAAGAUGCGGCGAACCAGGACCCUGCGUCUACAGGUCAAGAUCUUGCUGACGCUGUCGGAGGCCAAGCGGCAAGAGACGAUGAGCUGGCGGAGAAUUUGACCAAGCACCAGGAUAAGUGGGCAAUGGUCUGUCGGCCAAAGGUUGGUGAAAGGGUUGUUGGAGGUGGCUUCCUGGGCCUCUGGCGGCGCAUGGAACCGGCAGUGAGAGACCAAGCAGAAGCUGCGUGAGCGUGUGGUGCAGCCUCCCCUCCAGUUGCUACUUCAUGUC
Messenger RNA from Lindgomyces ingoldianus, 1353 nucleotides. Its product is annotated as S-adenosyl-L-methionine-dependent methyltransferase. The transcript has 3 exons. NCBI's taxonomy places the organism in Eukaryota, Fungi, Ascomycota, Dothideomycetes, Pleosporales, Lindgomycetaceae. Gene Ontology annotation, biological process: tRNA methylation. The coding region runs from base 30 to 1313 and encodes 427 amino acids. The record is from RefSeq and is a predicted model, not a curated record. Gene Ontology annotation, cellular component: tRNA (m1A) methyltransferase complex.